UGCUAUCGCGUGGUAAUCGGAGUACUUAUCAGAUAUACCCCAUAAUAUUUUAUUUGCUCUGAUAACGAUUAUCAGUCUAAGAACAAGCGAGGCGCUUCGUCAGUAUCGCUAGAGUCAUUGUCGUUGAUUGAAGAUGAGUAACCGCGUAAAUUCCGUGGUACGUCGAAGCGUACCUUGCUACUUCUGCAACGAUUUUUUGGAGGAGAGGUACCUGAACGAUCACCUGAAGCAUUGUGGCUCGGUUUUGGAGGAAUGUGCCUACAAGUGUGGCGUUUACGUGCCACGGAGGAACAUGGAGGACCAUCGAGGGACUUGUAAUAGGAACGGUUCGAGGAGGAACAGUCAGAUAAGCGAGGUCCAAGACACUUUAUGGAGGAACAAAAUAUUCUCAGCUUUGACGUUGCUUCGCUCCGCGUUGAACGAGGAGGAGAGGGAACGCAAGAACCUUCAAGUUAACGUGUCUCGGUGUUUCAAGUUGCUGCACUCCCAGCAGGAGGCCAUCGACAUCUUGCGGUUCCAAGCGGCGGAAAUGACGGGGGAGUGUCGUCAGGGGAACGCUGCCUUGAAUCAGCGAUUGAGCACGUUGGAAUCUAGUCGUGAUGACAUGGAGCACCGUACCAGACUGAGCUUCCAACAGAUCUCCGAGCAACUGAAGCUGCUGCACGUCGAGCUCACCGAUGAACAGAGCAAAAAGGACGAGGUGCUGGGCGAUUGGUGCAUAGAGCUGAAAGAUCUGAAGACGUAUCUGGCGCAGGAGAGCGCCCACGUGAGCGGGAUGUGGCAAGAACAGCAACAGUUGAUCCACGACCUCAAGCUGGAGCUGGAGAUGAGGUGUAAGAGCUCGAACGAGCUGACGUCUCAACAGAAGGCUCUCGCUGAGAAAGUCGACGCUCUCAGCGAAGAAGUACGCAAGCAGACGUCGGUGGUGGACGAGCACAAGUGCACCAUCAAAGGGCUGAAGUUUCAGACGAAGGAGAACCUGAAGUAUCUGGAAGAGCUGAUCAGAGAGAGCUCCAAGCCCAAUGUUGCGGAGCUGGUGGAGUGUCCAUGUGAACAGGAACACGAGGAGCAGUUUCCAACCAAUGGUAGGCUCCUCUGGAGGAUCGAUCGUUACAAAGAGAAAAUGUCCGACGCCAAAGAGAGCGAUUGCGCGCUGUACAGCCCAAGAUUCUCCAACAAGGAGUACGGGUACACGCUGAGGCUGGAGUUGUUCCUGAACGGUAUAGGCCAGUGGAAAGAUCGCCACAUAAUAGGCUGCCUUCGCGUGGAAAAUGGAAAGUGGGACCCUCUGUUGGACUGGCCCUGCGUCCUCCGAGCCUCCGUCGCUUUGAGGAACCAGGAAAACCCUGCAAACGACGUGAAGAAGCUGGUCAAGGCUGUUGGCUAUGAUAGAACGAACCAGAACGUCGACAGAGACUCCGGAAUUUAUAUGUUCAUUCCUCAUACGACCUUGACCCGGUACACCGGGUAUGUUAAGGACGACACGUUGUUCCUGGACAUUCAAGUGAGGGAUAUAAAAACCAGCGCUUCCGCGUCGUCUCUAGUGUCGUGAGCGAUGGAGUGGCUGAUACAAUCGUUGACAGAAAGAACAAAGUAAAUACAUGGGGCCCUGAGUGUACUCCAAAUAACACUAUUUGCACAGAUAUAUUGAUACUGUUUCAGAUUAUAGUGGAAUGUAAAGGAAUGUUUUUGAUAGAGUUUUUUAGUAGUAAAACACGUUGAAUUCUUGAGGCAAAAGUUGCAGU
Molecule: messenger RNA, 1745 nt
Organism: Colletes gigas
Lineage: Eukaryota; Metazoa; Arthropoda; Insecta; Hymenoptera; Colletidae
Product: TNF receptor-associated factor 5
Exons: 1
Coding region: 134-1552 (472 amino acids)
Molecular function (GO): protein binding
Source: RefSeq, a predicted model, not a curated record